GUAGAGAGUGGAGUGGAAGGGACCGCAGUGAGGGAGCAGAGUGCCAAGAUCCCGAAAGCGAGAGGACAAGUCGGACAUUUACCAUCAGAGUAUAGGGACAAUCACAGAACACAAGACCGAUCUGUUAUUGCUUUUAUGUGGAUAUUGAUUUCCUCGUUUUCAAACUGCGCUCCAGACUGGUUCCACUGCGCUUCAUUGAAAUGCGCGCGGUAGCUUCUCCGGACACGUCUGAGAAGCGACACAGCAGAGCAGGGACAGAAAAAGAGGCUCUGCGGUCUUUAAAACUCCUUUCAGAAAUAAAAAUGCCUCUCUUCUAAUGGGACAGAUUUUUUUCCGGACGUCUUGUACAUUCCUGGAGACUUUUACGCAUUUUUGGAGACUUUGUCAGCCGAAGGACAUGGGUGAUGGGACAGGAUAUUUUGGCCAUUAGUAACAGAGGAUAAUACUGUUUAUAAUAUUCUCUACCUAAGUGCACUUGUUUCCCUGCGAUGAUUGUGCUUUUGAUUGUCCUGUGCAUCGCGGAUGGAGUGCUCUCUCAGAUACGCUACUCUGUGCCGGAGGAGGCGGACCAUGGCACCUUGGUGGGGAAUAUCGCCGAGGACCUGGGACUGGACCUUACCAAACUGGCCUCACGCCGUUUCCAGGUGGUGCCCAGCUCUCGCACGCCGUACCUGGAGGUGAACCUGGAGAACGGCGUCCUGUUUGUUAGCGAAAAAAUCGACCGGGAGCAGAUCUGCAGGCAGAGCGCCAGCUGCCAUCUCAACAUGGAGGUGUUCUUGGAGAACCCGCUGGAGCUGUUUCGAGUCGAGAUCGAGGUGGUGGACAUUAACGACAACUCGCCCAGCUUCCCAGAUACAGACAUCACGGUGGAGAUCUCGGAGAGCGCCACUCCCGGCACCCGUUUUCCCCUGGAGAGCGCAUUCGAUCCGGACGUGGGCUCUAACGCUUUGCGCACUUACGAUAUCACCACUAACAACUACUUUUACCUGGAUGUGCAGACCCAAACGGAUGGAAACAAGUUCGCCGAGCUAGUCCUGGAAAAGCCGCUGGACCGGGAGCAGCAAGCGGCCCACAGGUACGUGCUGACCGCGGUGGACGGUGGUCAGCCUCCCCGGACUGGCACCGCGCUGCUGGUGGUCAAAGUGCUGGACUCUAAUGAUAACGUGCCGGUGUUUGACCAGCCCGUGUACACGGUGAGCCUCUCGGAGAACGCACCGGUGGGCAUGCUGGUCCUACAGCUGAACGCCACUGACCUGGACGAGGGACUGAACGGGGAGAUCGUUUAUUCCUUCAGUAACCACAUAUCCAACCGCGUAAAGGACCUGUUCAGCAUCGACCCGCGCACCGGGCGCAUCGAGGUGCGCGCAGAGGUGGAUUUUGAGGAGAGCAGCCUCUAUCAGAUCUUCGUCCAGGCCAAGGAUAUGGGGCCGAACGCCGUGCCCGCGCACUGCAAAGUGCUAGUCAAAGUCACCGACCUGAACGACAACGCACCGGAGAUUACCUUCAGCACCGUCACCGAGUCGGUGAGCGAAAACGCGGCUCCCGGUACCGUCAUUGCGCUGCUGAGCGUGACGGACCGGGACGCGGAGGAGAACGGGCAGAUCCACGUGGAGAUCCUCGGCGACGUCCCGUUCAAAUUAAAAACGUCCUUUAGGAAUUAUUUCACCAUCCUGACCGACGGCCCGCUGAACCGGGAGCAGGCGGACUCCUACUCCGUCACCGUGGUCGCGCGGGAUAAAGGGACGCCCUCGCUCGCUGCCAGUAAGUCCAUCCGAGUUCGGGUGUCGGAUGAGAACGACAACGCGCCCACGUUUACGCAGGCCAUAUAUGAUGUGUAUGUGACAGAGAACAACGUGCCGGGGGCGUACAUACACGCGGUCACGGCUCUGGACCCGGACGUCGGGCAGAACGCGCUCAUCAGCUACUCCAUAUUAGAGUGUGACAUCCAGGGCAUGUCGGUCAAAACCUACGUGUCCAUCAACGAGGAGACAGGCUACCUGUACGCGCUCAGGUCCUUUGAUUAUGAGCAGUUGAAGGAUUUCACCUUCAUGGUCCAGUCCAAAGACGCGGGCGCCCUGGAGCUCUCUUCCAACGCCACGGUCAAAGUCAUCAUCGUGGACCAGAACGACAACGCCCCCGUAGUGCUGGCCCCACUGGGGAAGAACGGCACCGCCAAGGAGCCCCUGCCCCGCUCCGCCGAGCCGGGAUACCUGGUGACCCGCAUCGUGGCCAUGGAUGCGGACGACGGGGAGAACGCCCGGCUGUCAUACAGCAUCCAGAGGGGGAACGAGAACGGCAUGUUUCGGAUGGACUGGAGGACGGGUGAGCUCCGCACAGCGAGGCGGGUGUCGGUCAAGCGCGACCCCCACCAGCUGUACGACCUGCUGAUCGAGGUGAGGGACCACGGUCAGCCGCCGCUUUCCUCCAGCGCCAGCGUGCUGGUGGUGCUGGUGGACAGCGUGGCCGAGGGCCGCGGCGCCGGGGACCACGGAGGCACUGCCAAGGCCAAAGACGGGACCCUGGACCUCACACUCAUCCUCAUCAUCGCCCUGGGCUCCGUCUCCUUCAUCUUCCUAUUGGUCAUGAUCGUGCUGGCCGUGCGCUGCCAGAAGGACAAAAAGCUCAACAUUUACUCCUGCCUGACCAGCGAGUGUUGCCUGGGCUGCAGCGCCUGCUGCUCGCGGCAGGGCCGGGCGCGCAAGAAAAAGCUCAGCAAGUCGGAUAUCAUGCUGGUGCAGAGCGCCGGCAGCGUCAGCGGCGCUGGCACGGCUCAAGUCCCCGUGGAGGAGUCGGGGAGCUUCGGCUCCCACCACCAAAACCAGAACUAUUGCUACCAGGUAUGUCUGACUCCGGAGUCCGCCAAAACCGACCUCAUGUUCCUAAAGCCGUGUAGUCCGACUAGGAGCACAGACACCGAUCACAACCCGUGCGGGGCCAUAGUGACAGGGUACACAGACCAGCAGCCCGACAUCAUAUCAAACGGCAGCAUUUUGUCAAACGAGACCAAACACCAGCGAGCUGAACUCAGCUACCUGGUUGACAGGCCGAGACGUGUCAACAGCUCGGCGUUCCAGGAGGCGGACAUGGUGAGCUCCAAAGACAGCGGCCACGGAGACAGCGAGCAGGGAGACAGCGACCACGACGCCACCAACAGAGGCCAUUCCUCCGGCGCCGAUCUCUUCUCUAACUGCACGGAGGAGUGCAAGGCCCUGGGCCACUCCGACCGCUGCUGGAUGCCCAGCUUCGUGGCCUCCGAUGGGCGCCAGGGCCCGGACUACCGCAGCAACCUCCACGUGCCCGGCAUGGACUCGGUCCCGGACACAGAGGUAUUUGAAACCCCCGAGCAAACGGCUGAUAGGUCAUUCUCCACCUUCGGCAAAGAGACGCCUGUCAGUCACCAACAUCUCCACCUCCACCAAAACCACCAGCACCACCACCUCCUCAAAAACCAUCACCUCAGCCACCAGCAGGGCUCCCUAGAGAGGGAAGAGUUGGAUGCAUUUCCACCCAUUACCCGAGCACCUUAUAACCCGGCUUAUUUAACGAGGAAAAGGGUUUGCUAGCUCCUUCCGCGUGGACGUACCGGAGACAGCGUGAAUUUGCACAAUCACUCCCCCGAUGACCAAGGCUAUAUAUAUAUAUAUAUAUAUAUAUAAGUAUAUAUAAAAAGAGCAUCAUGUUUUUCAACCCAUUUGCCCUCCCGCCCUCAUCCCUCCUCACCCGGCAAGAAUUUAUAACUACACACAGAAUGAGGAAGCAACCCCCUCAAUGGAAUUUCUUUGGAGCUUCGGAGGACACCCCACUCUCGGGAUUAGGAGACAGUCCGACCAAGUGUGUGUUGUGGGAGGGGAGGGGGGGUGAUGGAUGGGUGCAGGCAGGUAGACGGAUAAGCCUUACCGGGAGGACCCCAUUGUCUCAGCGGGACUGAGAAACUGACAGAGGAGGAGGAAGGACAGCGGUGACGGAAGGGAUCAAAGCGGACACCGAUCUCUCCGACCCUUUUCCAAUCUGCGAGUGCCUGUUUACAGUACUGAUGUAUACAUCUUUAGAGGAGGAACAAAAACCAGAUGAAGACUACAUAAGUGUACUGAGAGACAAAUCAAAGCCAGAGCCACCCAGACACCCCCGCCACUGAGCCCUUUAGGCGUUUGUACUCGCAGAGAGACGCCAGAAUUGUACAGGAGAAUCUUUGUGCAUUUCAAAAUGCAAUACCACUGUUUUAGACUUUUCUAUUCUGUUCGUGCGGUCAGGUGUCUCUAUUCCGAUCUACUUGGAAAUUUGUAAGAAAAGAUUGUGGGCAGGAUAUGUUUUAUUUGAUGACUUCUUUUCACUUUCUUUCUUCCUUUUGCUUUGGGUUGGGUUUGUUCCUCACAACGUUUGACCUGCACUCUGAUUCUGAGACGUGGAGUAGUUUUCUAUCAUGUGUGAGAAGUGUUUACUGUACUCUUUUAAAGUUUCGAGCUGAAUAUAAAACUCUAUAUAUAUAAAUCUAUCUAUAUCUACUUGUUCUGAAGGCGUGCUAAUCGUUUGCUGGGUUCCACAUUCUGAUUCAGAGGUCUGACUUGUUGAAGUGCCUCUGAAGGAGGAGCCACACAAAGAGAGACAGAACAGCCUUAGCAGAUGUUAAACUCAAGUUCUCAUUGUUUGACAUUAUGUCACGAUUUUUUUUCCACUUUUGGAUAUUGAUAAAGACCAUGUCUAUAAAUAAAAAAGGAAAUAAUAAUUUAGAUUGAAAUCCAUGGUAAUUCUGUGUCAUUGUAACCAACUUUAAGGGUCCAUUUAUAAAGAAACAACUCAAACAUGGCUAAAUGCAAGCGGUGUUGUACACAAUGCAGUGGAAUGGAGUAUACACACAUUUCUUUCUCACACAUUACGAACACAAACACACCAAUAUGCCAACAAUAAACUGAAGAGAAGUGGUAAAACGG
Molecule: messenger RNA, 4928 nt
Organism: Anarrhichthys ocellatus (wolf-eel)
Lineage: Eukaryota; Metazoa; Chordata; Actinopteri; Perciformes; Anarhichadidae
Gene: pcdh10b
Product: protocadherin 10b
Exons: 5
Coding region: 489-3563 (1024 amino acids)
Biological process (GO): homophilic cell-cell adhesion
Cellular component (GO): plasma membrane
Molecular function (GO): calcium ion binding
Source: RefSeq, a predicted model, not a curated record